AUGGUUGAAGUUUCGCUUACAGUAGGUAAACUGGAUGCAUCGUUGGCACUUUUGCUAACGAAGGAUCAUCAUUUGAUAGAGUUUCCGACUAUUUUACUUCCAGAUGGUAUUAGUACUGGAUCCAUUGUAAAGAUUGAAUGUGAUAGAGACUUGAAGGAAGAGGAACGGGAGAAUGAGCAAUUCAAUAACUUACAAGAAGAGAUAUAUGAAACUUUCGGUAAACAUGAGCCAGAGAAGCCUUCUCUCAAGGUGGUUAAUGUGACACAGACAUCGUGCGUUUUAGAAUGGGAGCCAUUGCAGUUGGGCACAGCUGAAUUGAAGUCAAUGACAUUGUAUAAGAAUGGAUCUAAGUUGGGUCAAAUCAAAAAUCCAAAGUUGAAGAAAAACAUUAAAUUGAGUGGAUUACCUGUCGACACCACUUACAAGUUUCAAUUGAAGAUGGACACUACUGCUGGUAUCUAUCAUUCCAACACAAUAGAAUUGAAAACCCACAAGAUGACAGAUUUGAGCGGUAUAUCGAUAUGUGUUGGUAGCAUCGACUUUGACAAGGAAACCCAGUUUACUCUGAAUGAUAUCUAUGAUCUUAUCAAGAAUAUUGGUGCUAAACCUAUUAAUAGGAAGGUUAAGAUCGACACAACUCAAUUUAUAUGCACAGAUCCUAGUGGAGUUGAGUGCGAGAAGGCAAAGAGUAUGAACAUUCCUGUAGUGAGGCCCGAAUGGUUGAAGGCAUGUGAAUUGGAAAGGAGAAUCGUUGGUGUGAACAAGUUCUACAUCAAUUCUGAAACUCCAAUUUGGAAGGAGAAAGACUUUUGGGAAGUGCCGGAACUACCAGAAGCAGCUAAUGCAGAGGAGCUUAAGGGGCAGCCUGAGGGGCCUGAGGAGCCCGAGGAGCCUAAGGAGGAGCUAAAGGAGGAAACUAAAGAGCCUGAGCAGCCUAAGCAGGAGCCCAAGCAGGAGCCUAAGGAGGAGCCCAAGCAGGAGCCUAAGGAGGAGCCCAAGCAGGAGCCUAAGGAGGAGCCUAAGGAGGAGCCCAAGCAGGAGUCUAAGGAGGAGCCCAAGGAGCUUAAGAAACCCAAAGGGCCUGAGGAACUUAAAGAAGCAGUAGAAAACACGGAAGAAAAGCUUGACAAAUCUAUCACUGAAGAAGAAAUUAAGCCCAAUGAAUCGAUUUCUGCUGGACCUAUUGAAGAAGUGGCUGCAGUGACGGCUAGCGAACCUGUCUUACACCCUACUGAAGCAACACCUGAGAAUAGUACUUUGGAUCCGGUUGAAUUGACGACUUCUGCCUUGUCUGGCCCAGUUGAUGAAUCUAAGGAGACCUUACCUACGCCCACAGAGUCUCGUGCCGACUCAGUACCAGAAGAGCUUAAUGAGGAACCGGAGAUGCUCAAGGGUAUCGUCAAGGAAGCAAAUGACGAUGAAAAUUCACCUAAAUCUGCUUCUCCAGAACCUGCACAGUUCAAACAUGGAAAGAAGAACAACACAAAGAAGCACAACAAGAAGAAACGUAGAAAAUAA
Brettanomyces nanus is the source of this 1518-nucleotide messenger RNA. RefSeq lists its product as uncharacterized. NCBI's taxonomy places the organism in Eukaryota, Fungi, Ascomycota, Pichiomycetes, Pichiales, Pichiaceae. Gene Ontology annotation, biological process: conjugation with cellular fusion; Golgi to plasma membrane transport. The transcript has a single exon. Gene Ontology annotation, molecular function: protein dimerization activity. The record is from RefSeq and is a predicted model, not a curated record. Gene Ontology annotation, cellular component: trans-Golgi network; exomer complex. Bases 1 to 1518 code for a protein of 505 amino acids.